CAGACAGGUACCAAACGUUUCCUUACCCAAGGCAGUUCGUCCCCACUUUGCAAAGUUCGCCCCAAAUGUCCGUUUGUGCCCAACGAAUUGUCAGUUCGCCCCCAAAUAUCUAUUUAUGUUCCAGAGUUUUAAUCUUGAAGAAUGAACAAGAUAGUGCUCCUCCUUCCUUCUAAAUGUUGCAGACAUUUGUUAUCUGACACUGUCAGUCAGUGCCAGUAUACCGCUGUCCGACAAUAUCGGUCCAUGUUUGUCAAGUCUUAUACAGCAGGUGCACAAUCAGGCAGCAGACCUUCAAUAUGGCACAAGCAUUGUCCAGAUCAUGGGAUAGUUUACCGUGGAGGACUUCUCUUAAACAGAAUACUGUCAGGUGUUCAUGCUGGUUCCAAAUUUAGUGAUUUCUUUGUUAAAGGAGCUCAACCAAGUAGGAAUUCUGCCUGCCAGUUGUUACAUGACAAGCUUGCCAUUAGUCAACAGCAAUCGUGUUUGUAUGGCACAUCUGGAUUUACGAAGCACAUACCCACUCUGUCUGUGAAACGACCUGCUAGGAAGAAAACACUCGAUGACAAGCCAGAAUUGAAUGACAAGUUGAAUGUGACUGCGUAUGCUGUCGCUGAGGAAAUCUUCCUGCAAGACUUCCAGAAAGCCAUAGAGAAGCAGGGACUGUAUGAGGUGCAGGAUCUCCCUGUAGAUGUAACUGAUGCUUUGUUUGUGCGAGCCAGAUAUGAAGUCGCUGCGCAACCCAGAGAAAUAUUCUUCUUUAGAGAGGGGUCUGCCAUAUUUUGGAAUGUCCCAGGUGUUGAGAGGAGAGAGGUUUUGAAGUUCAUUCUGAAGAAAUCUACAAGUCCAUAUGACAUGGAGCUUGUCAUUCAAGAACAUGAACAAAUGGGAUUCAAGUAUGAUAGUUCAGAAACUACUCUGUAUGGCGACACCAUUAUGCUAUCUGAAACCGAAAUGGAUCAGGUGCAGACAACUUUAGAAAAAUAUGCUUUUUCCAAUGCCUUGUCCCAAUCAGUCAAACUUGCUAUGUGGGAAGCGUCUCUGGAAAAAAUAGCAGAUUUGCUGGAGCCAGUUACUCAGGAACUGCGUGAUGGAUUGAAAAUUCGUAUGAGCCGUCGAGAUGUACUACAAAGAACAGGAGAACUAUUUGCUCUACGACAUUCCAUCAAUCUCAGUUCGGAUCUACUAGAUACUCCAGAUUUUUACUGGGACCGGGCGGUACUUGAACCCCUGUACCAGAAGUUGUGUAACCACCUCAAUAUUCAGAGACGGACGAAGGUGAUGAAUGAGAAAUUGAGCCACUGCUGUGAGCUGACUGGACUGCUCAGUAGUCAGCUGAACGAUGUGCACCACACGCGACUUGAGUGGAUGAUCAUCAUACUCAUCCUGGUCGAGGUUAUAUUUGAAAUUGUUCAUUAUGCUGAACGGUACUUACUUGCACACCAGCAUCAAGCAUGUGUGGACGAGGCACGUACUUCUGAGGAGGAGGAAUAAUUUUACCAGCAUACGAGUUAUAUUCUACCAGUCACUUGGUAAAACAAGAUUGACAAUUCUACCAGUCAUGAGAGUUAUAUUCUACCAGUCACUUGGUAAACCAAGAUUGACAAUUCUACCAAUCAUGAGUUAUAUUCUAUCAGUCACUUGGUAAAAGAAGAUUGAUAAUUCUACCAGCCAUGUGUUAAAGGAAGAUAGAUAAUUCUACCAAUUACGUGUUAAAGGAAGUGUUAUAAUUCUACCAUUUGUGUUGAAGAGUUCUAAUUCCACCAGUCCUGUGUUAAAACGAGUUCCGUCAGUGUGUGUCAACAUCCUUUGUUAGAGGAGUCGUAUUUCUACACAUAACAUGGUAUUAACGUUCAGCGAGCUGGAAAUCUUUGAAACUAUUUUAAAAGUAUCUUAAGAGCAGACGGGUCCCAUAGUUAUAAAAAGAGAUGAAAUGGGCUUUUUGUAGACUAAUGCUUGAAAGAUUUCAUCUCAUUAAUGUUGGAGAAUUUUGUUAUUAUUUUUUUUAAAGCAAAGUAGAUUUAUUAAAGUGUUCUUCUUUGGAAAUAAAUCAUAUUGUACUCAAA
This is a messenger RNA of Gigantopelta aegis, 2063 nucleotides long. RefSeq names its product required for meiotic nuclear division protein 1 homolog. Gene Ontology annotation, biological process: positive regulation of mitochondrial translation. The coding region runs from base 142 to 1491 and encodes 449 amino acids. The transcript is spliced from 12 exons. Lineage: Eukaryota; Metazoa; Mollusca; Gastropoda; Neomphalida; Peltospiridae. The record is from RefSeq and is a predicted model, not a curated record.